AGAUUAGGUGGAUUCCUAAUGAAGCCAUCAUUUAUUUAUUGGAAGAGACAGUCUGAAGUAGAAUAUGAAUAUGUGGUAGCUAUAUUAAUUUAUCAUAUGUAUUUCUGUUGCUAAUUUCAUUCAAUUACGUUUUCAUGACAUUUUAGUACUUUUCUCCCAAACCCAGGGUUCAAGCCUAUAGCACCUUACAUGUUGUAGCCCCUGGAGCUAAUGGGACUACUUACAUGAAUAAAAGCUUUAACAUCAGCCUCCAAAAAUGGGAAGUAGGCAAAAAAACCCACAUUUACAUUUGAAUGGAAAGUAUAUUUUUUGUGCUCAUAUUGAUAAAAAGAGAGAGAGGGGCUCUUUCUAAGAGGGUAAAGGAGAAAAACUGCUACCAGCUUUUUUAAUUAAAACAGUCUUUAAGUCUGGGAGCUGUAUGUAUUGGUAAAGCUAGUUAAGCUGGUAGCAAGAUCAAAAUAACUAGCUUUUUUAAUUUUGAAAAGUUCCUUUUCAAAACUUUUAGUUAAAGCAUACACAAAAUAUGUAUCAGCUAUCAGAGUUCAAAGUGACAAGCCAGCACAGUCACAUUUAAUGCUGGCAGCCUAUUCUCCUAAAUCAUGACCAUUGGCACGCUCCAUUUUCACUAAGACUGAGUCUUAGUUUUAAAUUUUGUAUCUUGGGUCAGUUUGCAUUAUAACCUUAAUAUUAUUUUGAUGACAGAUUUUCAAAGGGCACAGUGAAUGUACAUGUAAAACUGCCUAUUCAUCUGCCCUACUGCAAAGCCAUGCCUGUUUUUCAGAUAUUAAACUAAAUCGAAUACUUUCUUUCAUCAGACGUUAUCAUGGAUAAUAUGCCACAAAGAAGUUCUGGAGCUAGUUGGGAGUAACAUGAACAGGAACAUAUAACUAAUUUGUAUUUUGAAUUUUUUAAAGUUUCAUAUGUUUUAAAUAGCUAAAUCAUUAAAAAAUAAUAAUGUUUUUAUCUUAUUCCUAAGGUGAUAACUUCAUUAUAUGAAGCAGGUUUUCAGGGUCUCACAAUUAGAGAAAUAAUUUAACUGUAAUUAUACAGGGGUAAGGGGUACAAGUACUACAACUUUAAUUCCCGCUUCCUGUUGGUAAAACUGCAUUCUUGUGAGAUUGUUUACCUGUUCCUCACUCUAAGGACUAAUGGAAACAAUGCCACCAGCUGCAAUCCUGGAGCCAGGACCCAUAUAUUUUUUUGACCAGCUGAAAACUAGAAAAAAAGAGCGGAGCAAGAGAAUACCAGCAGAAUGGCCGGCUGAUUUCCAUUCAUUCCACACACAUUCUCAGUGGGUAGGCUUAAUUCCCAGCUUGGUCAAAUGCAAGAAGACUGAUUGUAGAGAAGACUAUAUGGAAAGAAAUGAAGAUUCAUUUUUAAAAGAUGAUACUGAAAGAAGAGUGAAACAUCCAGUUGUGUGUCAAACAUCUGCCUAUUCCCUAUUCAAUACCAAGAGCGAGGAUCCCAACUCAAAGAUUUCUCAGAUGCCUUCAGUUCUUCCAGCAGAUGAAGAUACACAGCUGAGCCAGUUGGAUGAAUAUAGAUACACAGUUCUCCCCAUGUUACAGGAACUUGCAGAAAUGUUGCAUUUCUUUGCUAGUUAUGAAAUAAUUUUCCCUCAGGGACUUAUAAAUGUCCUGAACUAUAGCUGGAGAGAGCUCUCUGAAGGUGCUGAUUACAGCAAAUGGUGCCGGAAGUCACUAACAUGCGAAAGCCAAAGCCUGGGGAGAGGCCAAGCAUUGGAUGAAUAUGACAAAAUGGUUCCUAGGUCUGAGUGCAUAGGCUAUGAAACUGCUGAAAAUGCAAAAGUUCGUCAGCAUGAGAGUGGCGUUUUACAUGGUGCAAAGGAAAAAAAUCUGGAAACUGCAUCAAAUAGGACUCUAGGAAACAAAGCUCCUGUCGCACAACAUGCUACCCAGUUACCUAUCACAAUCAGUUUCUCACUAUCAUCCAAACACUGUGAGCAAAGAGGUUGGAUUUUUCAGUGUUCAGACUCAAAGUCAGAAGAUCUUGAAUGGAAAAUACCAUAUGUCUGGGCAGUGGAGAGACUGGGACAAGCACAGCAACAAAUAAAUGAUCAGCUAUCCAAGCUGAAAGCUGCAGGAUUUGACAAGCCAGUCAUUCUCCGCCACUAUGGUGAUGGUGGGAGAGAAACCUUCAACAAGAAAUUUAAGAGACAGACCUCUAAAACAUUCACAUUUGAGCUGCUGAAUGGAAAACCACAAAUACCAACAAUUAAGCAGAUGGACCCAGCAUGGAAAAAACUGCAUUAUGGGCUAAUUGACGGCUCAUCAUUGGUUUACUAUCCUUCUGAGCAUCUGGCAGCUUGCCAAAGCUAUUCUGAUCUCCCAGGUGGGGGUGUAUACACCAACAUAUUCAGUGACUCUCCCAGUCAGACCAUACUUGGAACCUUUACACCUUCUGGGCAUGGCAGUAUUUGCUUUUCUAACAGUAACACUGUAGCAAUGAUGUUUAAUCAGCAAGGAGGAGUGAUGACUAAUAAAGAUGGAAAAAUAAUCAGAAAAUGGAAAUGGCCUCGGGAGGGAAAGCUUAGUGAGCCAGUUAUAAUACAGGUUAAUGAAUACAUCACUGUGAGGAUUGCAGGGCGCUUUGCUAUUAACAUGAUCUACAAGUGGCAACAUGAAAUCGUGCGUUUGUCUUUGUCACCUGUACAGGGUGCGUCUCCUCCACAGUUAGAAGACCUGGGCCAGAUAGUCACCAGGAUUAAUUUUUCAUCCAAAUCAGCAAAAGACUUCUGUAAUGAAAACAGGAAAAAAUUAAAGGAGAAAGAAACAAAGGUUCUAAAGAAAGAAGGAAAGUUGGAGCUUGCAUACAUUGUUGCUGUGGCUGAUGCUGGAUUUGCUGCCACCAUGCUGUUGACAAGCCUUUGGGUAACUAAGACUGGGAUGUACAAGUAUGAUAUCCUGAGCCAAGGGAUGCUUAAGGCAGCUAACAGAAAAGCACUGAAAUCCUACUUAAUUCGCAGAUUUAAGGACUGCAGAGAGGCACCAAGUGAAGGCACCCGUGUGAGGCUGGGCCAUUACAAAGUUUGUCCAGCAGAGCUGUGUCAGCUAGCAGUGUGA
This is a messenger RNA of Gavialis gangeticus (Gharial), 3083 nucleotides long. RefSeq lists its product as uncharacterized. Lineage: Eukaryota; Metazoa; Chordata; Crocodylia; Gavialidae. The transcript has 11 exons. The record is from RefSeq and is a predicted model, not a curated record. Bases 1149 to 3083 code for a protein of 644 amino acids.